Molecule: messenger RNA, 1083 nt
Organism: Aspergillus welwitschiae
Lineage: Eukaryota; Fungi; Ascomycota; Eurotiomycetes; Eurotiales; Aspergillaceae
Exons: 3
Coding region: 1-1083 (360 amino acids)
Biological process (GO): carboxylic acid metabolic process
Molecular function (GO): oxidoreductase activity, acting on the CH-OH group of donors, NAD or NADP as acceptor
Source: RefSeq, a predicted model, not a curated record
AUGGCAACAAUCGCCUUAAUCGGCCUCGGCUCCGUAGGCGCCUCAACCGCCCUAUCCCUAAUCCACCGGCGCAUCCAAGGCACCCUCCUCCUCGUGGAUAUCAAAUCCAGUCUCCGGGACGCACAAGUGCGCGAUCUGGCUGAUGCGGCGCUCCUUUACGGCUCCGUGACCAAGAUCGAAGCGGCCACGCACCAGGAAGCAAGUCAAGCAGAUGUGGUGAUCAUUACCGCGGGGGUGAAUUAUACUCCUGGAGAAACCACCCUCCAACACCUCUACCACAAAUUCAGUAUCCUGAAGAGCAUACUCAACGAGAUGCGGCCGUUCAACCCUAAUGCUAUUAUAUUGGUCGUCGCUAACCCAGUUGAUACUCUCACCACCCUCGCUCAAGACAUCGCAGGCCUGCCGAGAAAGCAAGUUAUCGGGGUGGGGACUUGUAUCGACUCACUACGGCUACAGGACGAGGUAUCCCGCUUCCUGGGUACCACGAUGGAAGAAACAGAGGGGUAUGUGGUCGGUGUGCGGGACAGUGAGAGCCAGGUUGUCGGGUGGUCCGGGUUAAUGACUCCCCAAGGGAGGGAUGGGAUCGCGAUUCAGAAGAGGAUAGAGAUAGAAAAUAAGAUUUGGGGCAGGCUGAAGGCCAUUGUUGCUGGGAAAGGGGGCGCGCCGUGGGGGAUUGGAGCUGUGGCCGGGGGGAUUGCGGUGGCGGUGCUGGAGGAUAAUAAGAAGACUGUCUGGACGAUUUAUCAGCUUCUCCCCAUUCUGCUUCUGCUCACUCGCCACCACCUGCCUUUUCACAUUCACAAAACUAUCCGGAAUUACCGAUACCGAAUCAAUUCCUACUUCAACCAAGAACCGCGCAAACUCAGGAUGAUAACUCGGUGCCUAUCCGCAGAUGCCCACCUUGCAGCCAGCCCUACGUGCCACGCGAGCAACCUGCGCAACCAGCGUCUUGGUCGCCUCUCCCUGCUCAUAGAACAGCUCCCCCAACUCAUCCGAGUCGUGGUCAUUCCCCCAUAUCAGCUGCGUGAGAUCAGUCGACCAGAUCAAGAACCCAUCAAAGUGCGCCGCGAACUGCUCCGCUAG